Molecule: messenger RNA, 1683 nt
Organism: Pocillopora verrucosa
Lineage: Eukaryota; Metazoa; Cnidaria; Anthozoa; Scleractinia; Pocilloporidae
Source: RefSeq, a predicted model, not a curated record
AUGUCAGCUACAGUCAACAUAGAGACUACAGCUCUAACUGAGGUCAAGAAAAUUGUCCAACUGACAUAUCCAUCUUUUGGUAUGGAUGAUCCACUCAUUGACUUCAAUUAUACUUUACCAUUGAUUUUACUGACACCAGAACCUUUCCUUUCCCCAGCCUCUUUCCCACCAAUUUUCCAACUAAAGGAGUAUCCACCUCCACUUCCUUUUCCUCCUCCUUUCUUACCUUCUUCUCUUCCACCCUCUCCUUUUUCACCUCCUCCCCCUCCUCCUCCCCCUCCUGUUCCACCUUUACCGCCACCAACACGUCCACUAACAACUCCUCCGCUAACUCCCACUCCACCACCUGCCUCUAUGCUAAUAGUACCUCCACCUGCUGCACCGCCACCUGCACCUCCACCAGCUCCACCAGCUCCAGCUCCACCACCACCAGCUGUUUUCUCAGCACCUCCUCCUCCAACACUUGCUGCUCCUCCACCACCCUCUCCUCCACCAAUUCCUCCUCCACCAGCCUCCCCUCCACCAGCUCCUCCUCCACCACCCUCCUUACCACCAGUUCCUCCUCCUCCAGCCCCUCCUCCACCUCCAGCUCCUCCUCCUCCACCAGUUCCUCCUCCACCAGCUACUCCUUCACCAGCUCCUCCUCCAGCAGCCACCCCUUGACCAGCACCUCCUCCACCGGCCAUCCCUCCAGCAGCCCCUCCUCCACCAGCUCCUCCUCCACCAACUGCUCCCCCACCAGCUGCUUCACCACCAGCUGCCCCUCCACCAACCCCUACACUAGCCUCUCCACCACCAGCUUUCCCUCCACCAGCCACUCCUCCACCUCCCCCUUCUCCACCAGCAGCUCCUUCACCACCACCUCCUCCACCAGCAGCCCCUCCACCAGCAGCCCCUCCACCAGCAGCCCCUCCACCACCAGCUCCUCCACCACCAGCUCCUCCACCACCAGCUCCUCCACCACCAGCUCCUCCACCACCAGCUCCUCCACCACCAGCUCCUCCACCACCAGCUCCUCCACCACCAGCUCCUCCACCACCAGCUCCUCCACCACCAGCUCCUCCUCCAACAGCCCCUCCUGCACCAGCUCCUCCUCCAACUUUCCCUUCUCCACCUGUAGCUCCACCAGCUUCUCCUCCACCAGCUUCCCCUCCACCAGCUCCUCCUCCACCAGCUUCUUCUCCACCAGCUCCUCCUCCACCAGCCCCUCCUCCACCAGCUUCUCCCCCACCGGUUCCUACUCCACCACCUCCUCCUUUACCAGCUGCUCCACCACCAGCUGCUUCCCCGCCAGCUGCUCCCCCACCAGGUCCUCCUCCACCAGUUCCACCCCCACCUGUUUUACCACCAGCUGCCCCCCCACCAGCUGCUCCUCUGCCAGCUUCACCACCAGCUCCUCCACCAGCUGCACCCCCACCGGCUUCACCACCAGCUGCUCCUUCACCAGAUUUACCACCAGCUGCCUUUCCACUUCCUUCUCCCACACCAGCUGAGGGAGGAAGUCCUAGCCUAUCUGUUAGCCAGGAUGGUAGCCAGAGUUUUGGUCCUUCACCAGGUGGUAGAGGAGCUGGAAUAGGCUUAGAUACGAUCAAAGUUGGCAUCAUCCAGACGUCUUCCAGUUUUUUUCCUCCAGGAUUACAACAACAAGGACAGCAUGGUGGCAUCAUGCAUGACUGUGGUUGA